Molecule: messenger RNA, 1635 nt
Organism: Suillus subalutaceus
Lineage: Eukaryota; Fungi; Basidiomycota; Agaricomycetes; Boletales; Suillaceae
Exons: 5
Coding region: 1-1635 (544 amino acids)
Source: RefSeq, a predicted model, not a curated record
AUGGAAACCGCGGCCGUUGGCAAGCGAUUUCAGGAUGGUACGAAGUGCAACUUUGUGCACUUCGGAUCGCCAAGGUCCUCUCCGGCAGCCGUCGCUCAUACUCAUACUCGUCAGCAAACCAGAAGUGCCCGCCUACCAGUACCGAAGCUGCCGUGCCUGGGUGGCUGCCACCUUUUCGACCACGUUGGCGAUCCAAACGGCGCUGAAGGGUUGGAGCUCGAAGAUGAUCCUGAGCAUCCAGAUGAUCAAGAUGCUGUGGCUGGGUUGCCAGAUGAUGACGACCCUGCACCCAUUGAACGCCUGUCGCGUUCACCAUCUCCUCAUCUGCAUGAUGUAUCAGGUGUUGUGGCGCCCAUUAUCGAGACUCACAUCGAGCAUCUGCCUGAUAACCUGCAAGCAAAGAAGCCGAUGAGGGCUCGAACUGCGCCCGCACGCAAUCGCGCCUCCCCAGACAGUGGCCCUCAGUAUCAUAUGCAAAUGCCUGAAGUCUUCACAACGCAACUAGCAGAAACAUCCAAACGUGAGGAAGAACAACGUCAGCGCCAUGCUGACAAGAUUGAGGCGCAGAAUCGUGCAUGGUACCAUACAGUUGUGUAUUCCUGGGUAAAGGAUGGUGGUCAGCCCAACGUGUUCGAGUUCCAGUCGGGCACAUCGUCAUUUACUUGGCCCCACUUAUCACUAAACCACCAAGUUAUAUCCCUGAUGGGACUGGCCGCUGCUGGUGUUGACGAAGGGCCAGGCUAUCUUAUCACUGUCGUCGAAGGCCAGCCUGUCCUCCUCAAGAACCCAAACGUAACUCAGUGUGUGGAUCUCGAUAGCUGUAUCCGAAGCAUCAGCGACUCCCCACCUAACCUCCGCUCUCACUUGGCUGCCGACCGUGCUGCAGUCCGUGAGGAGCUGCGUCAGCACCAUAACGUUUUGCCUGCACCCAACAAAGUCGUCUUUCAUGCUCAUUCGCAUUCGCAUUCUCAGCCGCAUUACGCUCAGGACAAUGUCAAGAUGGGCAACUCGCCAUCUGAGUUGGAGGUCGAGGCCCUGUUGCUAUCAAAGGGCAAGGGUAAAGUCAAACCUCCAUUGGAAACUUCGCCUAGUCCUCCUCCUGCUGAACCUCAUUCCAGACAGCCCUCCUUAUCAUAUUCAGCAUAUUCAAUUCCAUCUUUUGGGACACUGUCUCCGCCCCCCAAACCUUUCAAACGAAAUGUCCGCCGUCGCAGUCCAUGUAGUCCCACGACCAGUGUGGACUCUAGCCCACCCCCACCUCGUACUCGUCGUAAACCACUCGAACGGGCCACUGCACGCCCUUCAGUAGGUUCAUCGACGGCUCAUGCAGCCAUAUCUGGAGGCACGCUCUCUGAUCCGAUUGACGUGGACAAUGAUGUCAAGGUCUGGCCAGGUGAUUUCUACGCAUGUGAUAUUGCCAAGGGCUUCAGACUCUGCGAGACAAUCAGCAAGCGUCGCCAAGGUGUUGGUGCGGUGUUCCGGAAGAUGUUUGGGGUCCCUUACGCUAGCACAACAUAUCACACUCACAAGAAGCGUUGGGCGGAUGCACCCGCCAAUGUUACGGAUAAGUUCAUCAAGGCUGGGCGAACAGAAGAUGGUCUAUGGUCGAAGUUCAUGGCAGAGACCCAGUCCUGA